GUGACCAAUUACAAUCAUGUUCCCCAUCUUCCACCUCUUCCAGGUAGUGUGCUGGCUGGCUCCAUAGACUGUCUGGAGGCGGAGCGGGGCUGUGUGCAGGAUCAGGGCUGUACGGGGGUGUACAGGGUGCUGGAGUACUGUGCUGCUGAGGAGGCUGUGUCGCCACUGGGCCCAGACGCCCGACGCGAGUGCCUGGAGGCCCAGAGCGCCCUGCAGCAGUACCACCCCCUCCAGGCCUGCAAGUGCCAGCGCGGCUCCCGCCGGGAGGAGCUCUGCCUCAGGGUCUACUGGACCGUCAGAUUCGCUGGUGUGUUUGACUGUCUUUAUGUUUUGUCUUUUAUGUGUUCGAUUGCAUUUGUGUGUGUGAGAUGUUUUCUGUCCUCAUGGCCUCCGUGUUUUCACAGUGUAUGAUGAGAAUGAGGUGUCUCCGUAUGAGGAUCUGGAGGUGGAGUUUGUGAGGCACAUAGAGAUGUCACGCAUGGCCUCCAUCAUGGCAGGUAAAUAACAUCUACCUUCUCUCUGAAUAAUGACAGUCUGGGAUGUUUGUGCGGUCCAGAAUCAUAUAUUUUAUGAUUUUGUCUUCCUUUCUCUCUUAUUCAUUGCCCCUUUUCCCAAAACACAAUCACCUUCAAACAUUCUUCUCUGUGUUAUCUUCCUCUCCUCACCCUGCCACUCCUCCCUCUCUUCCCAGCUUCCUCUCUGCCUCUGGAUGGGCAGAACCAGUGUCUGAAGGCAGCCCAGGACUGUGGUCUGUAUGAGAAGUGUGGUUCUCUGAGGUCGGAGUAUGUUGUGGCCUGCACCAAGCGGCCUCCGGGCUCCGACGGCAGCUGUAACAGACAGAAGUGCCACCGGGCGCUGCGUCGCUUCCUGGAGCGGGUACCAGAGGAGUACAGCUUCGCUCUGCUCUUCUGCCCCUGCUCCGAUGCCCUCUGUGGGGAGCGCCGGCGGAAGACCAUCGUACCGUCGUGUUCCUAUGAGGAGAGAGACGGCAAGCCCAACUGCCUCAGCCUGCAUGGCUACUGUGCCAGGGACGAGCUGUGUAGGUGA
This is a messenger RNA of Coregonus sp. 'balchen', 1047 nucleotides long. Lineage: Eukaryota; Metazoa; Chordata; Actinopteri; Salmoniformes; Salmonidae. The record is from the annotation of a GenBank genome assembly.